GAAUUGCAAAACAAAUGAAAACUGCUUUUGCUUUCCAUUGUUUUAGGUUGUUUUCUCAAAACAAUAAACACUUUCUCUUCUCCAUGGCCCCUGGUUUUGCCCUUUGUCCAUUUCUUUAUAUAUAUCAAUAUCCAUCUGCCCCUUCCGUUUCUUCCAUCAACAACUCUCUCAAAAUCUUGUCUUUCUCAUCGUCUCCACGCCAACUUUCGAUUUUUCUUGUGGCGUUUCUGUGUUUUGCUUGUUUUUAAUCUCAACUAACUGUACAUACUUGAAGGAGACAUUGGUUGAAUUGGUGUGUUGGUUUUGGUUUACUAUAUAGAGUUGUGAUGACGAUGGAGGGCGGCGUGGUUGAGCAAAGAAGAGAAAGAGUUGAGCAUGUGAAGAAGGUUGGAUAUGCUCCUAAAGCUAUCAAAAAGAAGAGAUGUAGAAACAAAAUUCAAAGAUGUGUAGAGCCGAAGGUUCCUCGAGCGCUGCAAGAAUUGUUUGUUGCGUGCAGAGAUGUGUUCAAAGGCCCCGGCUCUGUGCCUGCUCCUUGUGAUGUCAACAAGUUGUGCAAAAUUCUUGAUGAUAUGAAGCCAGAGGAUGUUGGGCUAAGCAAUAGGCUGCAGAAGAUCUUCAGUGCUCAAGAUGCAGCUAAAGGGCAUCUAAUGGAAGAUGGAGUUAAAGGGUCUCCAAUUGUGACAUACACAACCAUAUACAAGUGUUCGAAAUUUUCGCUAUGUCUUUUCUUUCUUCCUGCAACUGCUGUUAUCCCUUUGCAUAACCAUCCUGAAAUGACUGUGUUUAGCAAACUCCUCCUGGGAACAAUGCACAUAAAAUCUUAUGAUUUGGUUGAUCCUGUGAGGUCCCAUGACACUCCGCCACAUUCACAACCUAGAUUGGCAAGGUUGGUAGCGGACAAUGAUUUCACAGCGCCUUGCGACACUUCUGUAUUGUAUCCAACCACCGGCGGCAAUAUCCACGAAUUCACAGCUAUUACAACGUGUGCAGUGCUCGAUGUGCUUGGACCUCCCUAUUCGAAAGCUGAUGGUCGAGACUGCUCACACUACAGGGAGUUUCCAUUCUCUGCUUUCUCAAAUGGAGAAAAUUCAGUGAAUGCGGAGGAGGGUGAGUGUUAUAGGUGGUUGGAAGAGAUUGAAGUGCCAGAGAAUUCACAGAUGGAUGAAAUUGAGUACUUAGGUCCACAGAUCGAUGAUAAAUAGUAACUAGCUAUCUCAUUUUUCAAAGUUUCACACUAUA
Molecule: messenger RNA, 1239 nt
Organism: Pistacia vera
Lineage: Eukaryota; Viridiplantae; Streptophyta; Magnoliopsida; Sapindales; Anacardiaceae
Product: plant cysteine oxidase 2-like
Exons: 5
Coding region: 327-1202 (291 amino acids)
Molecular function (GO): oxidoreductase activity, acting on single donors with incorporation of molecular oxygen, incorporation of two atoms of oxygen
Source: RefSeq, a predicted model, not a curated record